Molecule: messenger RNA, 705 nt
Organism: Coregonus sp. 'balchen'
Lineage: Eukaryota; Metazoa; Chordata; Actinopteri; Salmoniformes; Salmonidae
Source: the annotation of a GenBank genome assembly
AUGCGCAAAAGGCUGUACAGCUUGCCGCAAAACAUUGGCCAAAAAGGCUCUGUGUCUGUGAUGGUUGACGACGGAGGAGAAUACGGUGGUGGCGACAAGGACACCAAGAAGAAAAGUACCGGUAUAAGGCUGAAGUCUCUCCCUCCUCCUGGACCUUCAUCCCCCACCAGCAGCUGGAAGAGCAACGGGGACCGGGACCCCAAGAGCGGAACCGCCGGAGACUUGGAAACGGACGUUGCCAUCAAGAACAACUUGAAUGGGGACUGUCGUCUGGUCAGAGGUAGCCUUUCCUCCAUCACUGGACGACACACUCUUGGGUCAGAUCUAGCUGAGCAGCAGAGGCUGAUCUCUGAGGCAGACGCCGGUGCUAACGAGGAGAGUUACCCCGGAGGAGAGACUGGUCUGGGGGGCGAGCAGGGAGCGCAGGGUGCCGGUGGUCGCGGUGCUGGCGCACAUCGCCGAUCGUCCGUCUUCGAUCAGUCCACUUUUAUCAAGUUAGAAGGAACCGAACCGAUCAUGCCAGACGAAGCAGAGCAGUUGUACCGGGUGGGCUUCAUGCACCGGCAGUUCGGGGCGAUGCUUCAACCGGGAGUCAACAAGUUCUCUCUGAGAAUGUUGGGGAGCGAGAGGGCGGUGGAGCACGAGAGAGAACGCGUCAAGUCUGCAGGAUUCUGGAUCAUUCACCCAUACAGUGAUUUUAGGUAA